AUGGCGCCCACAACGGUCCUUGUUACAGGCGGCACCGGCUUCCUAGGAUCCGAGAUCGUUCAAGCGCUUGUAGAAGCAAAGAAUUUCGCCGUCACCGCUCUGGACAUCAACCCGCCAUCGCUCGGGACGGUAUCGUACCCAAGUGUCACAUAUGUGCGUUGUGAUAUAAUGGACUUGGAACGACUUCGGGAGGUGUUCAAGGAGACGCGUCCUACUGUAGUUACUAUUCUGGAGGGUCCCGCAUUCGUAGAGCCUAUGCUGAUUUGGCUCGCUUACAAGUUGCACACUGUCGCCGUCAAUCUACUCGGAGAAUCGCGAUACAGUACGCAAGGAAGAGAUACACUGUUUUCCAUUAACGUAGAUGGAACAAAAAACGUCGUCCAAGUAAGCCAGGAAUGUGGGGUGAAGGCAUUCGUGUACACAAGUAGCGUGACAGUGCUGUUGGACCAGCUGGAGGAGAAUUUUAGGAACGCGGACGAGACAUGGAGUACUGGCAGGGCGACCACAUUGUACGGACAAUCCAAGACGAUGGCCGAGGGCAUUGUAUUAUCCUCUAACACACCUGGUUUCCGAACUUGUGCUUUGAGAGUAGCACCCAUCUUUGGUCCUCGCGAUCCAGUUACCAUUCCCACAAUCUAUGGAUGCAUUGCCAAUGGCGAAACCCCAUUCAUCCUUGGCUCGGGCACCAACUUGCAAGAUUAUGUCUACGUUGCAAACGUUGCAGAUGCCCAUGUCCUCGCCUUGCACAACCUCCUCGACCUAGGAACUGCAGCCGGAGAAGCCUUCUUCAUCACCAACGGCGAGCCGAUCACUGUACGGGAUCUUUGUCUCGCUGUGUGGAAAGAGUUCGGCCACUAUCCACGAUUCCAACUUCGAAUUCCAGAGGAGUUGGCAUGGUGGAUGGGAUGGGGUUUGGAAUGGGCAAGCUGGCUCACUAACAGAAAGGGCACUUUUAGUCGUGGAGUGGUUUUGGAUGCUACAAAGACACGAUACGUGAAUAUUACCAAAGCGAGACGGGUGCUUGGUUAUGUACCGAGGGUCAGCUUGCCAGAGGCAUUGAAAAUUAGUUGCCAGCAUCUGCAACAGCAAAUCAAUGCUCAAGCAAAAGCAUAA
Molecule: messenger RNA, 1113 nt
Organism: Paraphaeosphaeria sporulosa
Lineage: Eukaryota; Fungi; Ascomycota; Dothideomycetes; Pleosporales; Didymosphaeriaceae
Product: C-3 sterol dehydrogenase/C-4 decarboxylase-like protein
Exons: 4
Coding region: 1-1113 (370 amino acids)
Biological process (GO): steroid biosynthetic process
Molecular function (GO): 3-beta-hydroxy-Delta5-steroid dehydrogenase (NAD+) activity
Source: RefSeq, a predicted model, not a curated record